AUGGAAGAACAGCAGUUCGACAGGACAUCAACGGAGUUUCGUGGUCAGGGUGUUUACAAACGGCUAUCAAAAGCAAUGAACGAGUACGUACGAAGACAUUACCCGGAUGUACAGCGAGAGAUAUUCGCAUCCACAGUGUGUCCCUCCCUCGCGAGAGAAAUUACACAGAUGACAAUUAUUAGGACUUCUGCUGUAAAUAAGAAGCUCUCCGCGUUCAGCUCUAUCAAAGUUAAUUUCUCAGACCUGAUAGAGCCUUGUACGAAAGAGUACCUCUGUGACGUGAUCUUUUCAAGCCCCGUUGCUCAGAAAUUGUUUCUGGAUAACCCUAUUGUACUUGAUUGGAUUCCCAUGGAGGCUUCGCAAUCAAACAUCGAUCAUUUCCAACAUGAACUCGGUCAAGAUUUCUAUUUUGCUGUCGACAAAUGUGGCGAAGAUGGUAUUCCCAAAUCUGUCAGUUUUGGUGCUCUGUCACCAAGGGUAGGAUGCACUGAUUGGACCGUCACUAUUUAUACGAGUGAUCCAAGCUUAUACGAAGCUCAAGUUACUCAUCAACUACAGCAUGCGUUCAAUGUUAUUGAAGGCGAUUUUUUUAUUUCUUUCACCCAAGACAAAAGUUUGUCAAAUCGAGGAAUAAGACUUCUCAGAGAAUAUUUGCCUCAGGUGGAAUUUGACAAAACACGGUCCACUUUCUUCCUUUGUGAAAAUGUGAUUCAGUCUUGA
This is a messenger RNA of Pocillopora meandrina, 720 nucleotides long. NCBI's taxonomy places the organism in Eukaryota, Metazoa, Cnidaria, Anthozoa, Scleractinia, Pocilloporidae. The record is from the annotation of a GenBank genome assembly.